CUCAGCCAUACAGUCUCCGGAGGACUUAAUGUGAUUGGAUUUGGUCGAAGCACUUUUAUUGAUUUAUUCCCUCUGAGGACGGCUCUCCAAGGAAUAGUACGUCCCGGUACCGAGGUAGACCCUAGUCCUGGUACCGAGGUAGACCUUAGUCCUGGUACCGAGGUAGACCCUAGUCCUGGUACCGAGGUAGACCCUAGUCCUGGUACUGAGGUAGACCCUAGUCCUGGUACCGAGGUAGACCCUAGUCCUGGUACCGAGGUAGACCCUAGUCCUGGUACCGAGGUAGACCCUAGUCCUGGUACCGAGGUAGACCCUAGUCCUGGUACCGACGUAGACCCUAGUCCUGGUACCGACGUAAACCCUAGUCCUGGUACCGACGUAGACCCUAGUCCUGGUACCGACGUAGACCCUAGUCCUGGUACCGACGUAGACCCUAGUCCUGGUACCGUCGUAGACCUUAGUCCUGGUACCGAGGUAGACCCUAGUCCUGGUACCGAGGUAGACCCUAGUCCUGGUACCGACGUAGACCCUAGUCCUGGUACCGACGUAGACCCUAGUCCUGGUACCGUCGUAGACCCUAGUCCUGGUACCGACGUAGACCCUACGUCCUGGUACCGAGGUAGACCCCUCGUCCCG
Molecule: messenger RNA, 636 nt
Organism: Procambarus clarkii (red swamp crayfish)
Lineage: Eukaryota; Metazoa; Arthropoda; Malacostraca; Decapoda; Cambaridae
Source: RefSeq, a predicted model, not a curated record